Pecten maximus is the source of this 5820-nucleotide messenger RNA. Its product is annotated as G2/mitotic-specific cyclin-B3-like. The transcript is spliced from 10 exons. The record is from RefSeq and is a predicted model, not a curated record. The coding region runs from base 254 to 1630 and encodes 458 amino acids. Gene Ontology annotation, molecular function: cyclin-dependent protein serine/threonine kinase regulator activity. Gene Ontology annotation, cellular component: nucleus; cytoplasm; cyclin-dependent protein kinase holoenzyme complex. NCBI's taxonomy places the organism in Eukaryota, Metazoa, Mollusca, Bivalvia, Pectinida, Pectinidae. Gene Ontology annotation, biological process: regulation of cyclin-dependent protein serine/threonine kinase activity; mitotic cell cycle phase transition.
GGGACAAAAUUCAAACAUUCGAACAAGCUGAUGGCGAUAGCACAAGUUUGUUUACAUUUAUAAUUUUGUACCUAGCAUUGCAUUUACAAUUGGAACGUGGAAAAAAACGUCAAGUCCUAUUAGGAGAGGAAAGUUCUGGAAUUGACUGUUGACUUUUAUGAUAUGUGUGUGUGAUUUUUAUUAGAAACACAUUCGUACACAGCCAGCUGUACCAAAGCAACAUCCACUCGGUGUUUUCUAAAAAAUCGUAAAAAUGUUGAACGCACGGAAGCAGAAGACCUCUCAGCAGAAUGGCGAUGUUAAAAAGGGGAAAUCAGUCGCUAAAAUCCAUCAUGAUGCAGUUUCACAAGCCCAGGUGGGAGGUUUCAAAAGGCAUGAUGACACUACCCAAAAGAGGAGGGCAGCAUUUGGAGAUAUAACAAAUGCCUUGAAUGAAAAGACACAGCAACAGAAAAAGGAUUUGAAGAAAUCAAAACUCCCACUGAAAGCUGUUGUGGAAACAACAAGUAAACCAGUUCGACCACCAAAAGCGACGAAAGAGCCGAAGCAGAAGAUACGCCCAGAGAAAAAGAGGCAAAGGCAAUCAAAGGAUGUUUUGGAGCUUGAUGAAAAUGUUAUCCAGUUGUCACAGGAAAGUCGAUCUCUCACCAGUUCACAAGAAUCCACAUGCUCCUCCUAUACCAGUUCACAAGAAUCCACAAGCUCCUCAAGCUCUCUAUCCUCAAGUCUUUCAUCAUCAAAAGUCAGUCUUGACGAUAUAGAAGUUUUGAAUGAAACGUACACUAAAGAAGAAGUUCUUGCUGCCCCUCCAGAUGGAGUGGAUGAUGUGGACAAGGAGAACAUGACAGAUAUUGCCCAGGUUGCCCUUUAUGCCUCUUUCAUCUUUGAGUACUACAAGGAAAGGGAGUUGAAAUUCAUGGUACCUACAUACAUGGAAAAGCAGACAUCCUUGACGACCAAUAUGAGGGCUAUACUGGUUGACUGGCUGGUGGAAGUCCAAGAGAACUUUGAGCUCAACCAUGAAACGCUUUACCUAGCUGUGAAGUUGGUGGACUUGUACCUCACAACCAAGAAUGUGUCUAAGGAACGACUACAGCUGGUUGGGGCUGCAGCUCUCUUCAUCUCAUGUAAAUUUGAUGAGAGAUGCCCUCCCAUGGUAGCUGACUUCCUGUACAUCUGUGACGAUGCCUACACUAAGAACGACUUCCUUGCCAUGGAGCGUUCUGUCUUGAAGACAAUUGGCUUUGACAUUGGGAUGCCACUGUCUUACAGAUUCCUUCGCAGAUAUGCCAAGUGUGCCCGGGCUUCCAUGGAGACUUUGACACUGGCUCGAUACGUUCUGGAGAUGUCACUCAUGGAGUAUGACUUUCUGAAGUACCGUGAAUCUGAGAUGGCAUCUGCCUGUUUAUGUCUGGCAUUCAGGAUGAAGAAGUGUGGCGAUUGGAACAGGACUCUGGAGUACUACACCGGCUAUCAGACUGAACAACUGCUCCCCUUGAUGCAGGAACUGAACACCAUGUUAGCGUCUCCCUCUCGACAACUCACAACCAUCAAGUCGAAAUACUCACACAGGGUAUUUUAUGAAGUUGCAAAGCUGCCGACCUUGAAAAGUGAUGAGCUGACGAGUUGAGAAGAGUUGUGAUACAGGAUUGUAAUGUGUUUUGUGACUGUUUUGGAUGAUGACUGUGUGAAGAAAAGAAAGAGUUGUGUUGAAAAUGUGUGUAAAUAGCAUUUGUAUGAGUGUGAAGCAUAUCACUAUUUAUAAUCAUGAUGUCUACAUGUGUUCAAUGAACAAAACCCAAAUCAACAUUUAAGAGAAAAUCUACCAGGAAUAGGAAGAAUGCUACUUGUUAAGUUACAAAGGAGAAUUGUCCAAGUCUUCAUUCUCAAACAUACUCAAUGAUUAAGGUUUACUUUUUAAGAUUUUAUGCAAGAAUGUAUUAUCAUUGGUUCACUUGUUAGAACUAUGAACAUUUAGCUGUGUCCCUUUUAGAGCAGAAAUCCCCAACUGUGAGGUUUAUUAGUUUGUUCUAGGAGAUCUUGCUGUGUGGAUAGACUAUCAACAUUUCACAAACUUAUCAUGGAGAUUUAUCUGAAGUGCAGUAAAUCAUUGAGUUAUUGACUUGUAAAUCUCCUCAUGAACGUUGUGUGAAUUUUAUUGUAUAGUUAUAAUUGCUUCACUCAUCACCUUUCUCAGGAAAGUGGUUGAGUGAAUCGUCAUUCUGUUGUAUUUCUUGGGUGUAAUUUUGUCAAAUAUUGCAGAUCAUAGUGCCACUUAUAAUAAAUCAUGAAUUGCUCUUACCUAAUUUGAUUUGUUUUAAUUUGAGCUUUGAUAUUUUACCCAGAAUUAUUUCGUUGCGGUAAAUUUUGAGUUUUUUGUCUGGCGUGAAGCAGAACAUUAAUCAUGAACUCUUGGAAAAAAAUGAUGGAAUAGAUUAAAUUGUAUAGGGUUAAUAGAAUCAUGAGUCUGUUACUAUUAAAUUCUGAGAUUUUAGAAACUUAACAAGUGAAACAUUUUUAAACAUUUUAAUUUUUUGAUACAAAUUUAUCUAUUCUUAAUCCUUUUAUAAAGUGAUUUAUAUAUUCCAUCACAUGUUACUGUACUAUGACUGUCAUAUCAAGCCUCGCUGUGUUAAGGAUUACACAGUUUGGCCUGGUAUGAUUCUCAUAUACUUUUCAACAAUACAACAGGACAGUAUGCAUGGAUCUAGACCUGUCUUUUGUCUGAUGUCAGAGCAACACAUAUAACAACAUGACAUUUUUGUAAACCCCCAGUAAAUAUACACGGUAGGUGAAACAGGGUUCCUAAAUGUUUUGUAAAGUUCUUUAAAUAUUUUUAAGAGAAACAAAAUGAUGAUUUAUAUUUUGUGUGGAAACCAUUAACUCUUGAUAUAUAUUUAAAGGAAUUGAACUGAAAAUGCAGUGGAAAAAUUGUCAAUAAUUAUCAUAUAGUGUAUAUGUGUUGACAUUAACAAGCUGAAAGUAUAAAGUGUGAGUUUGUGUGAUUAUGUAAGAACUGAUCAAAGCUGAGUGCCAUAUUUCCUAAAAUCUAUGAGUAGAUCUUAGAAUGCAGAUUUGUUUAGGUGUUAUUUCAAGCAUAAAAUAUUUGAUGGCAAAUAGCAAAUGUAAAUAACAUAGCCGAAAAAAUAUCAAUUGCUAUAUAAUUUCACUGAAGUUGCUUUCUAUUGUUUCAACUUGGCUUGGACUAUAUAAAAUUACUGACUGUAGAUUUAUGGUUUUUGAAUACAGUUAUAAAGGUCACUUUUUUCACAAUUUUUUUUCCAAAAACCUUCAAUUUAUUGCUUGCUGACAUUUGUAUACAGAUUGCAAUAAGAUCUUUCUCAGAUAUCUACAUAGACUAUAAUGAUAUCAUUCUCCCUGUUAAAUAUUUGUUGAUCGAUUCAAAAGCAGAAAGGUAACUCUUUAAUUAUCCAAUACAAGUAUAUCAUUUGUAUGGUUAAUAAGAAGGCAACCUUUUACUGAUAAUCAUAUACCAUUUGUAUAUUAAAUCACAAUAUUUUACCAGCUUGAUAACAUGUUCCUAGUCUUAGAUGUUAAAAUGUACAUAGGUAAUAGACUUUGUAAAUAAUUAGAGUAGUUAAUCAAAAUGCUGCAAGGAGUGUAAGUGGUCAAAACAGUAUACGCAUAUAGAUGUGAACUUACCCUUGAUAAUAUUGAUAACUCCUAAAUGAAACACAUUUUGGGAGUGCAAAGUAUGUAGGAAAAGACAAAAUGGAUUCCACUUAACCUACAUUCCUUACUAAUGUCUUUGUCUCCAUUUUGAAAUGAGGGUGUUUGUUGGUCCUUAAAUACAGUCUGGUCUUGAACCAUAACUUUAUCAAGAUACCUUGACAAAACUAGUGCACUGGAUUGAGGUCAUUGCUAACUUGACCUUGAUGUAAGAGGUCAAAUAGCUGCAAAUAUUUUGAUACAAUUCUGACUUAUAAGGUUUUGCUUUUUAAUUUCACUAUCGCUACAUACUUUUAUAAUGUGGCUAAAUUAAUUCUAGAUAUGCACAUUUAAAGUCUAUAUUGCAGUCUAUGUAUGACUUUGCAAUGUUGCAUUUGAGCAAGUUUUACAUACCUACUUGCCUAAAUAGUUUUGGAACCAAAACCAGACACACAACACAUAUUUUGUCAGGGUUAUGAUAAUGAAUGUGCAAUGUGUCUUGUGAGAGUAUGUGUGAGGUCAUCAAUUGUGAGUGUUCUUGUUUGUGGUGUUUUGCCAUGUAAGAAUGGGAGUGGACGUUCGCCUGAAUCAGUGUGUGGAGUCUCGCUUGUGGUUGUUUGUGAAGUGUUGAUGAAAAAAUGGAGAAACAGUUCAUUUCAUCUGUUAACCAGUGGUGUGUUUGGACAUGACAGAAGAGUUUAUAAGUCUGCCAUAGACAAAUGGAAAACCAGGACAUUUUCUUUUCAAACUAGUGGUGUGUUUCGACAUGGCAGUGUGUUGGCAGUAUGUAGUUAAUUACCAGCAAAUAAGUAUGAGAGGUAGAGUUUUAAAGAGUGAUGUGUCUUAGAAGAAGCAAGUAUUUUCACCUGAGCCAUUGACAUGUGAGUAUGUAGUAUAAGAACUCGAGACAUGUGAGUAUGUAGUAUAAGAACUCGAGACAUGCGAGAAUGUAGUAUAAGGACUCGAGACAUGCGAGUAUGUAGUAUAAGGACUCGAGACAUGCGAGUAUGUAGUAUAAGAACUCGAGACAUGCGAGUAUGUAGUAUAAGAACUCGAGACAUGCGAGUAUGUAGUAUAAGAACUCGAGACAUGCGAGUAUGUAGUAUAAGGACUCGAGACAUGCGAGUAUGUAGUAUAAGAACUCGAGACAUGUGAGUAUGUAGUAUAAGAACUCGAGACAUGCGAGUAUGUAGUAUAAGAACUCGAGACAUGCGAGUAUGUAGUAUAAGAACUCGAGACAUGUGAGUAUGUAGUAUAAGGACUCAACACCUGUGUAUAUCAGAAGAGAACCCACAAAUUUCGAAGAAUAAUGAUUCAUGAUUAACCGUAUUUCUCAUAAAUGGUUGAGGGAAGGUUGAUAGUUUCAGAUACUAUAUCAUAGAAAUUUUGAAUGAACUUUGCAUUCUGUUUGUCACUUCCAAAAAUCUUUCCUACAACAUAUUAUUUCCCAAACUUCCUCCAUACAGUUCAAUUUAUAAUCUGUAUAUUGAAAUGGAAGAAUGUUUAACUAUCCUUUCUCUGUGUCCUUCUCUUUUCCUGUCUUCAUCUUCUCCUUUGCCUUUCUCUCAUUCCUUGUUGUCACAGUCCCACUAAAAUCAAAACUUUCGAUUUUUCCUUGAUAACUAAUCUACUCAGAAAUGCAAACUCAUUAAUUCAAAGGAAAAUAUAUAUAAAAAAAAAAAUUGGCAUUCUACAUUUGUGUAUAUGUCAAAAGAUGAUAUCCAACAAUCUGCUAAAAUAACUCUUUUGGCUAGGAAGAGAGGUGGUCUCAAAUCUGCCAAGCAAGUGAAAAUUAUUUUUGAAAAUGUUUUUAAAUAUUGUUUGCAAUAUGUACAAGAACUUCUAUUUUUAUAACUUUAGAUCUUUUAUCAGUAAAUUUAUUAUGCGCUACAUUUGAUAUCUAUUAAUUUUAAGUGUUUUCAGCACCUGAAAACAUUUCUGUACUGUUUUACUUGAAGCAUUUUUUCCAAAUGGUCAUCAACAUUUUCAGCAUGUUCUAUCCUGUAACACAGGUACUAUUUUAUUGUGACUUCUGUCAUGGCAUUUAAUGAAUAUACCUUGUGUUUUUUAAAUAAAUGUCUUUAUUAUGAUUAUGAAGAAUAUUUAAAAAUAAAAAUGUUUUGAAUAAUAAAUUCUUGUUUUGGAUACUAA